This is a messenger RNA of Macrobrachium nipponense, 2064 nucleotides long. Its product is annotated as glutamine synthetase-like. The record is from RefSeq and is a predicted model, not a curated record. NCBI's taxonomy places the organism in Eukaryota, Metazoa, Arthropoda, Malacostraca, Decapoda, Palaemonidae. The transcript is spliced from 3 exons. Gene Ontology annotation, cellular component: cytoplasm. Bases 171 to 1271 code for a protein of 366 amino acids. Gene Ontology annotation, molecular function: glutamine synthetase activity.
GCGAAUAUAAAGGCCUGCUAACCUGAAUUUCGGUAUAGAUUUCUCCCCCCAUUCAAUGGGAAAGCAGAGGACGACGGAUAGUAGCAGAUAGUACCCGAUUGGAAUUUGUGUUUGAUUUUUUCUGGUUGUUUGGCUCCAGACAGACACGGCGUAACAAAGAGAUCGCCAAGAUGUUUUCUAUCGGAAACAGCAGUUGUGCCACGAACAAAACGGUGCUGGACAGGUAUAUGAGAUUGCCCAUCCCCGACGACAAAUGCCAGGUCAACUACGUGUGGGUGGAUGGCUCCGGGGAACACCUGAGGUCGAAGUCGAGGACGGUCAAUUUCAUCCCCAAGAGUCCCUCAGAGCUGCCCAUCUGGAACUUCGACGGCUCUUCAACCGGUCAGGCUGAGGGCAGCAACAGUGACGUCUACCUCUACCCCGUAGCCCUGUACCGCGACCCCUUCAGAUUAGGCGAGAACAAACUGGUGCUUUGCGAAACGUAUAAACACAAUAAGAAGCCUGCGGACACCAAUCACCGUCACAGGUGUCUGGAAGCAUGCACGAGGGCCGCUGACCAGCACCCCUGGUUCGGCAUGGAACAGGAAUACACCCUCCUCGACACAGACAACCACCCCUUUGGCUGGCCCAAGAACGGUUUUCCAGGCCCUCAGGGUCCCUACUACUGCGGCGUUGGUGCUGGAAAGGUCUACGGAAGAGACGUGGUAGAAGCCCACUACAGAGCUGCCUUGUACGCUGGAAUCAACAUCUCCGGAGAAAACGCAGAAGUCAUGCCCGCCCAGUGGGAAUUCCAGGUCGGUCCUUGCGAGGGCAUCACCAUGGGCGACGACCUCUGGAUGGCCAGGUACCUCCUCCACCGGGUGGCGGAAGACUUCAACGUCGUCGUCUCCCUGGACCCCAAACCCAUUCCAGGCGACUGGAACGGAGCUGGAAUGCACACCAACUUCUCCACUAAGGGAAUGCGGGAAGCCAACGGCAUCGUGGAGAUCGAGAAGGCCAUCGACAAGCUUUCCAGACACCACAUACGCCACAUCAAAGCCUACGACCCCAAAGAGGGCAAGGACAACGAGAGGCGCCUGACGGGACUCCACGAGACCUCCUCCAUUCACGACUUCUCCGCGGGCGUCGCCAACAGGGGCUGCUCCAUCCGCAUACCCAGGGGAGUCGCGGAGGAGAAGCAAGGGUACCUGGAAGACCGCAGGCCUUCGUCCAACGCCGAUCCCUACAUGGUGUCCGAGGUGCUCGUCAGGACGAUCUGUCUGGACGAGUAAAAGGACGCGGCGACGAUCGCAGCAGCUACAACAACAAUCACCUGCCUACCUAAACAAAUUAAAACUGAUGAAUUAUAUAAUGAAUGAUAAUAAUCUCUGGACGAUGCUCUUCCAGAAUCCAGAAGCAGCGUCUUUGAAAAGAUCUGCUUAAUUAGAUAUAGUCGAGAUGGGAAUAAUUUAAUUUGUGACGCUUUCUGUUUAUUCUCAUUCUCUGUCUCUCUCUUCCUCUCUCUCUUCUCUUUCUCUUCUCUCAUCCUUUCCUUUCACUCUUAACGUCACAUAGGGUCAGGGGGUUUUGCCAAUGAGGUGUUAAACCCACCUGACACGUGGGACCAACGCACAGUCCACUUAUGAUAAUUCUAGUUGUUAUUCUUAUUAUUCUUAUCAUUAUAAUUAUUUGUCUCUCACUCACUGUCAUUUCUUCCAUUGACACUCAUUUAUUAUCACUCUUGAUUCAAAGGAUGAAUGAUUGACUGCAUGUGAUUAUUUAAAUGUGAUACCUGAUACUCGUGUGAUUUGUAUGAUUGAGACCGAGUGGCGAGAAGGUGAUUGAUUGAUUCUACGUCUACUUCAUUUUCGCGCGUCUAUUUUAUUUUAAGCCGAAAAACAAAGUUUGUACAUAAGAGGAUUUAUCUUUAUGGAAUCUAAACCAAAUACGAUGAGGAUAAUGUCACUUUAUAUAUAAAUAUAUAUUAUACUAUACGAUGUAUAUCCGUGUUAUUAUUAUUAAUAAUAAUCACAAAUAUUGUGUACUACAGUAAAGGAAUAAAUGGUCUAUUUCAUCUUUGUAUAA